AUGUCGCAAUCACGUCCCGUGGCUCCUCUUGCCACGGUCCUCAAAUCGAGGCUCAGGCAGCCCCAGUUCUACUGGUUUUUGGGCCAUUUUCUGACACUGUAUUACUACGCACGCUACUGUCUGUCAUUUUCGCAGAGGUCAAUUCGUUACAACUACCCGCGGGUGCUGUUCUUCAUAUCGCUGACGUACGGAAUCGUGCUGUACCAGUUCUACAAGUCGGGCCAGCUGACGCUCAAAACGGUCCGGCAGCAGCUGCGCACGCUCGACAACCUGCAGUAUUUCGGCAUGGCGCUUGUACUGUUCGCGUGCUCGAGCGCACACGUCGUUUUCGGCGCCCUCUCGUCGCCCGUCAUCUUCUCCUUGUUCCACUCCCUCAACUACUUCAAGGAAAACCUGCUGCCCUUCUUACCUGUCGCGCCCAUGCUCAAGGCCGCUAUCGCCGACCGGAUCGCGUUUUUCAUCACCCACUACAACGAGAAGUUUCUGGUAUUUGCGCACAACUUCGAGAUCACCGCCGCCUUGCAAUGCGGUCUCAGCGUACCGGGCUCGCUUGCCGGGUGCCUGAUCAGAUUCAACACCGCGCGUGUUCUUCGUGUCGUCAGCAUCUAUGCAUACAUCUUUUUCUUCAAGCUCAGAUACACGCAGAGCCCUCAGAUGAAAACCCUGUUCCAGCAGCACUACGUCGCGCGCGCCGAUGCAUUUAUACAAGCAAGACUUCCACAGUUCUGGACCAAAUGGCAUGGGUUGAAACUACUGGUGGCAACACUUUUCGAUAGAAUUCCGCUUUGA
This is a messenger RNA of Lachancea mirantina, 789 nucleotides long. The record is from the annotation of a GenBank genome assembly. NCBI's taxonomy places the organism in Eukaryota, Fungi, Ascomycota, Saccharomycetes, Saccharomycetales, Saccharomycetaceae.